CUUCAUUUCCAUAACUAUUCUCUGCUUCAUUUUAUAUCAGCUAAUAUUUUUCACUUCGCCUAAUUAGGAGUUAAAACAAGAAUAUGAUAGGUUGGAAGAGGCAAUGGCGUCUGGUUUCAUUGUUUUGUGCUAUUGUUUUCCAGCUUUUCUUGCUUGUUUGUGGUUCAACGACGGACCAUUUUAGGCAAGCUCCACUGAGGAUUAGUCAAAAGUUGAUAUCAACUACUCCUCCUGUCAAACUGCUUAUCUCACGUAAUUAUGUAGUGAUGGAUAAUGGCAUUGUCCAAGUUACCCUAACUAAUCCAACUGGAGCCAUUGCUGGGGUGCGUUACAAUGGUAUUGAUAAUGUCCUAGAGCACGACUUUAAAGAUACAAAUAGAGGAUAUUGGGAUACCGUGUGGCAACGUCCUGAAGACAAGGGUCACACUUUUGAUAUGCUUUUAGCGACAAAUUUCAGGGUUAUUGCACAAAACGAAAACAAAGUCGAAGUUUCUUUCACAAAAACAUGGAAUCCCUCCAUUAACAGUUCUGCCCAUGAUCUUCCUCUAAACAUCGACAAAAGGUUUGUGAUGUUGCGUGGGAGUUCUGGAUUUUAUUCAUAUGGGAUAUUUGAACACUUGAAGGGCUGGCCCAGUCUAAUUAUUGAGGAAGCAAGGAUUGCCAUCAAGCUCAGAAGGGCUUUGUUUCACUAUAUGGCCAUAUCAGAUGAUAUGCAAAGGAUGAUGCCAACAGAUGAAGAUCGCUCUGCUGGCCAAGUCCUCGACUACAAAGAAGCUGUUUUACUAACACAUCCAUCAAAUCCUAAACUUAAGGGGGAGGUGGAUGACAAAUACCAAUAUUCGUUCGAAAAUAAGGAUAUCAAAGUACAUGGAUGGGUUUGUAAUACACCACACGUAGGGUUUUGGGUGAUCACAUCUAGUAAUGAAUACUGUAACGGCGGACCAAUGAAGCAAGAUCUUACUUCUCAUGCUGGUCCUACGUCCUUAGCAGUAUUUUUCAGCGGGCAUUAUGCAGGGCCAGAGUUGGGAGUUACACUUAAAAAAGGAGAGGCAUGGAAAAAGGUUUUUGGCCCUGUUUUCUUCUAUCUUAACUCGGACUCUGGUGACAACCACCGUACACUUUGGGAAGAUGCUAAAAGACAGAUGCAGGAAGAAACUGCAAAAUGGCCAUACGAUUUCCCAGAAUCUCUUGACUAUCCCCAUGCUAAUGAACGGGGUAUAGUUAGAGGUCAAUUAUUCUUACGAGACAGGUACAUAAACAAAGAUCCUUUCUAUGCAAAAUCUGCAUAUAUUGGAUUAGCUCUUCCUGGACAUGUUGGAUCAUGGCAAUAUGAGACCAAAGGUUAUCAAUUUUGGACUCAAACAGACAAGACUGGACAAUUCAAGAUCACUGGUGUUAGAUCUGGAACUUAUAGCUUGUAUUCUUGGGUCCCUGGAAUUAUUGGAGAUUACAAGUACAACUAUGAUAUAAAUGUCAAACAAGGAAGUGAUAUUAACUUAGGUCACCUAGUUUUUUAUCCUCCAAGAAAUGGUCCAACUCUAUGGGAAAUAGGCAUUCCUGAUCGAACUGGUGCAGAAUUCUUUGUGCCUGAUCCAUUGCCUGGUCUCAGAAACCAGUUGUUCAACAAUAAUAUAACACAAACAUUUAGACAAUAUGGUUUGUGGGAUCGUUACACUGAUUUAUAUCCAAAUAAAGAUUUGGUAUAUAAAGUUGGUGUUAGUGAUUAUAAAAAAGAUUGGUUCUUUGCUCAUGUAACCAGGAGAACUAGAAGCAAGAAUUAUAUACCAACAACAUGGCAAAUUUUAUUUGGACUUCCAAGUGUUGAUCCAAAGGGAACUUAUACACUACGUAUCGCAUUGGCUUCUGCAACCUAUUCACAUUUGCAGGGGAGGAUCAAUGACCCAUCUAAACCAAGGCCUCAUUUUGAAAUUCCAGCAAUUGGAAGGAGUAAUGCAAUAGCUAGACAUGGAAUACAUGGACUAUAUAGGCUCUUCAGUUUCCAAAUUCAAGGGUAUGAACUACAAAAGGGAGAAAAUAUAAUAUAUUUGAAGCAAAUAAAAAGUGGUAAUCCUUUCUAUGGACAUCACUAUGACUACAUUCGUUUGGAAGGCCCUCCACCAAAAAAUUGAUUUCAAGUGAAUAUUAUACUACAUAAUUAGGAGGAUUAAUUACAAGUUUACUGCAAUAUGUUUAUAUUCUUUUUUUUUCUUAUAAAUUUUUUCAAGCUGAUGUAUACAUGAUUAGGAGCUGUGGGUUAUAGGAACAUUCAGAUUCUGUAUUGAUUCUAUUCUUUCUAAUUGAUUAUUUCUG
This is a messenger RNA of Nicotiana tabacum (common tobacco), 2310 nucleotides long. The record is from RefSeq and is a predicted model, not a curated record. Lineage: Eukaryota; Viridiplantae; Streptophyta; Magnoliopsida; Solanales; Solanaceae.